Molecule: messenger RNA, 695 nt
Organism: Ornithodoros turicata
Lineage: Eukaryota; Metazoa; Arthropoda; Arachnida; Ixodida; Argasidae
Exons: 1
Coding region: 1-690 (229 amino acids)
Source: RefSeq, a predicted model, not a curated record
AUGGCAGGCAAAGGAAUUGCCAGAAACUUUUUGAUAUCUGAGGACCAUUUCAGUCGUAUAUUUACGACAUGGGUAAAUUAUCUUGCUACUGCUCUUGAAAGGUUGACUGUUCUUCCGAGCGUUGAAGAUUUGCAGCCCCACUUGCCAAAAUCAUUCCAUGGGUUUGAGAAUACCAGGUUACUGCUUGAUACCACAGAGGUUCGUAUACAGAAACCGUGCUCAUUGAAUGCCCAGAGGCAGACUUUUUCAGCAUACAAGCAUUACAACACAUACAAGGUAAUUGUUGGUUGUACACCGGACGGCUAUAUUGCUUUUGUGUCCAAGCUUUGGGGUGGCUCGGUUUCAGACAAUAUAGUCAUUGAAACAAGUGGCAUUUUAGAUAAACUCCAGCCUGGAGAUGCCAUUAUGGUUGAUAAAGGUUUUACUUUCCAUGCACUGCCGCCUGGUAUUACAUUGUACAGUCCACCAUAUCGUCAGUUCCAUGAGCCACAGAUGAGCCGUGAGCAUGUUGCAGAAACUAGACGUGUAGCUCGUGCAAGAGUGCACGUCGAGCGAGCAAUUCAUAGGGUGAAGUCUUUUCACAUUCUUGACCGACCCUUUCCAAUAGCAAUGAUAGAUAUUGCUGAGCAAGUUUUCCAUGUUUGUUGCUUCCUCAGCAAUUUUCGGCUGCCACUGAUUGGCGAUCGUUAGCCAAA